Messenger RNA from Tigriopus californicus, 1278 nucleotides. RefSeq lists its product as uncharacterized. Gene Ontology annotation, molecular function: nucleic acid binding. The coding region runs from base 1 to 1278 and encodes 425 amino acids. The transcript is spliced from 2 exons. The record is from RefSeq and is a predicted model, not a curated record. NCBI's taxonomy places the organism in Eukaryota, Metazoa, Arthropoda, Copepoda, Harpacticoida, Harpacticidae.
AUGAAGAAACUCCUAUGCAAGGACGCAGAGUUUGAAUGGACCGACCAGAAGCAAGCAGCCUUCGAGCACCUAAAACGGAAACUGUGCGAGAAGCCCGUCUUAGCUCACCCCGAUUUCCAGGGAAACCGACCCUUCACACUAGAUACAGACGCCUCUGGAUUCGCUACAGGAGCGGUACUAUCCCAACAACAAGAAGACGAAGAACUCCAAUAUUAUGAUUUCGAGAUCGAAUAUCGGCCCGGAGCCAACCAUGGGAAUGCUGACGCCCUAUCCCGAAGACCCACGUCCGAGGAGAACCCAGCGCCUGACAUCGAGAUCACCCCUGAGGAUCACCAAAUGUACCAGGCACUAGAAGUGAAACCUCCUUCUACCGGCGCUUUCCGCAAAGCCAACGUCAACGCCGUCACCCGCAGCCAGGCAAAGCAAACGCCCCCUUUAGACGCAGAAAUAGAGGACGAGACCAAUCCCUCCCCUGAGACGGAUUCCCCACACGUCCACCCCAAAGGACCCAUCCAGGAGUUAGACGACGACGCUAUCCGCCACCCUGAAGAAAUAAACCACCACGACUCACCCAACUCUCCAUGUUGUUGUGAUGAUCAUUACCCAAACGACAAUGUCUACCACAAGUUAGUGUUACAAGAUGAGGCCGAAGGCCACGCCUGGAACGACGAGAAGCGUCCCAACCCCAAGCUCGAGGCCCAACUAACCAGAUCCCAGGUGCCCGUGGAGCAAUCAAAAGACAGCACCCUCAGCCAAGUCCGUAACUGGCUGAUGAAACCAAACACAACCCCACCGAUUUCUGCUUUGGGCGAACCCAAACUACGGCAGUAUCGAGCACAGUUAGACAAGUUAACGAUUAAAAAUGAUAAACUCUAUUUAACCACAGAUAAUCAGGAGCGAGUAUGUAUCCCGGACUCCCUUAUACCAGAUCUACUCCGAUGCCUCCAUCACCAUCCCUUGGCCGGACACCAAGGCCGAGCCCGCACCUAUCGGCAAGCCCGACGUCACUUCUAUUGGCCUGGAAUGGCCAAGGACAUCUCAUCCAUGAUAGAGGGUUGCGCACCGUGCCAGCAAGCCAAGCGUCGCACCCACGAGAAACACGUACCCUUGGGCCAAACCAGCACUGCAAUUGAUACCCGAUUUACCCAUUUUUAUGCAGAUAUCGUUGGCCCAUGGCCAGGAUCCCAAGGCCCCCAAGGAAAACGCUACCUAUUAACCAUUCAGGAUGCCUUCACCAAGUACCCGGAAGCUUGGCCUAUCAAUGCCAUGACCACCUAG